UGGCCGCUGCUAUGGUGGUUAAUCCUCCAGAUGGCGUGUGUUUCCAAUCCUACUACAGGAGAAGGUCAGAGACUGUAGUCUCUGGUCUUCUCCUGUAGUAUGCCUGCAGUCUCUGACCAUCUCCUGUAGUAUGUCCGCAGUCUCUGACUAUCUUAAUAUGUCUGCAGUCUAUGACCAUCUCCUGUAUUAUGUUUGCAAUCUCUGCAGGCAUACUACAGGAGAAGGCCAGAGACUGCAAACAUAUACAAUAGAAGGUCAGAGAAUGCAAUCAUACUACAGGAGAAGGUCAGAGACU
Staurois parvus is the source of this 295-nucleotide messenger RNA. NCBI's taxonomy places the organism in Eukaryota, Metazoa, Chordata, Amphibia, Anura, Ranidae. The record is from the annotation of a GenBank genome assembly.